This is a messenger RNA of Jaminaea rosea, 948 nucleotides long. RefSeq lists its product as hypothetical. Lineage: Eukaryota; Fungi; Basidiomycota; Exobasidiomycetes; Microstromatales. The transcript is spliced from 3 exons. Gene Ontology annotation, biological process: glucan catabolic process. Gene Ontology annotation, molecular function: hydrolase activity, hydrolyzing O-glycosyl compounds. The coding region runs from base 1 to 948 and encodes 315 amino acids. The record is from RefSeq and is a predicted model, not a curated record.
AUGAUCCUCCCUUUCGGUGUUGCCUUGCUUUCCCUCACUGCGGUCCGUGGCGCCUAUACUAACCGCAAGUUUUGGAGGACGACAAACGACUUUCUCGAGGCCUUCGACUUUGAUGACUCCCCUGACCCAUCUGGCGGCACCGUCCAGUACGUCAACCAACAGACGGCUGCCAACCUCGGCUUGUAUGGCGCUGGUCGCAACGGUGGCUUCCGAUUCGGCGCCGACUCGAGUCAGACGGGCACACGCAAGUCGGUACGCCUCCAGUCAAAGGGCACCUACGGCAACGGUAUCUACAUUUUCGACGUUUCUCAUGGCCCAUCGGGCUGCGGCACCUGGCCGGCGCUCUGGACCACGACGGCCGGCGGCAAUUGGCCCCACGGUGGCGAGAUCGACGUCAUGGAGCAAGUCAAUGGCGUUGGCCGCCCUGACUCCAGCACGUUGCACACCUCGCCUGGCUGCACGAUGCCGGAGGGUCGUUCUAUGACUGGCACCGCCACCCUCAAUGACUGCAAUGUCCUCAACGGCGCAAACGGCAACGCGGGCUGUGGUGUCAACUUGUUCAGCGACCCCAACUCAUUCGGCGAGCCGCUCAACAACAAUGGCGGAGGCACCUACGCUAUGCAGCGCGAGUCCGGCGGCAUCUACGUCUGGUUCUGGCAAGGCAACAGUGCACCCUUUGAUCCUCGCUCUCCCAACGCCCACAUCGAUCCAGCGUCGUGGGGUACGCCUCACGCCAGCUUCCCGUCUACCUCGUGCGAUGUCGGCCAGUACUUUGAUGCUCACUGGAUCACGAUGAACAUCGACUUCUGCGGAGGCUUCGUUGACGCCUUCUGGCAGCAGGACGGAUGCUCGAAGUAUGGAAGUUGCGUCGAUUACGUUGCCAACAAUCCCGGCGCCUUCAGGGAGGCGUACUUCGAUCUCAAUGCCGUUUCGUUCUGGUCGCAGUGA